ACUGAACCUCUGAACCAGCCCUAAUUAAAUGUUGUCUUUAUAAGAGAUACAUUGGUCAUAGUAUUUGUUCACAGUAGUAAAACCCUAACUAAGACACUAUUGAAUUCAACCUUUCCUAUCACUAUGUUCCCCUCUUCCUGUAUAUUCUUUGUGUGUGUGUGUGUGUGUGUGUGUGUGUGUGUGUGUGUGUGUGUGUGUGUGUGUGUGUGUUUUGUUGAGACAGUAUCUUACUUUGUAGCUAAGUCUGUAUGUCCUGGAACCCACGGAGACUCAACUGCUUCUGUCUCCCAAGUGCUGGGAUUAAAGGUGUGUUCUACCACGUAGGCGCUUAUAUAUUUUUUGCAGUACCUUUUCUAGCCUAUGUGCUGAGCCGUUGGCUAGAUUGAAGACUUAGAUUCUGGUAUUUGACAAAAACCAGGCCAGGAGGAAAUGUAAGCUUUCUCUGUGCAAUAAUUUUCAUUCCUAUUAGUGACCUUCCCUAGUCAUACUUCAUAGAUGAAAGUGUCUCCUCCAGCCAGGCAUGGUGGGUCAUAUCUGUAAUCACAGCAUUUGGGACGUGGACUGGAAGCUGGUAAGUCUAAGGUCAGCCUGGACUGUAGAGUCAGACCUGCCUCAAAAAUAAAUUAGUGAAUAAGCAAGGUUCAUGGCUUAUUUUUUUUUUUUUUAAGGAAAGUAUCUUAUUGUAUAGACCAGGCUGCCCUCAAACUGGCCAUCCUCCUAUGUCAUUCUCCUGGUGCCUGGCAUCUCAAACAUGUGUCACCAUGCUUGGCUGAUGGUGUUAUUUUAUCAUCACUUAUAGCAGAUGGUGGUAACCUCUCUUUUGAGGGUGUAGGAAAGGCAGUGCUGAACUGGGACCUGGGACUCACAUGCCUAGACAGAUACGCCACCACCAAGCUGUGUGCUGCCCCAGGUUUAACCUCUCCUCCUCAUGUGCACCACCUCAGCAGUGUGCAGUCCUCCCUGGCGCGUGUUCAUUCAGCAGAUACUUCUCUAAGAGCUGGAGCCACUCCGGAGAUCCUCCUGGGUUCAAAGAUGGGAACUGUCAAUCCUCAUGGGGCCGUAGAGCAAAGAAACUUUUGGUUUGGGGAUUUUCAAUUCUUGUCCUGCUUCUUGGCCCUGAUGGCAAGAGUUUUCGAGCUGGCUCUGUGCGCCCAGUCUUCUCAGUCAGUAGUCUGCUGCUUACUAGCUUAGCACGGACAGUUCCAGGUUUUGAGGGGUUUAAACCUUCAGGAAUUAAAGUCUGAAGCUGGUCCUUGGCUCUCUUGUGUGCUGUCACUAGCAGCCAUUCUUCCCACACCUUGCCUUGGUCUUUUCUUUCCCCUUCCAGCUCUGCUGUAGAAAUGACAUAUUCUAACCAUAAAACUAAAAGAGAGCCCUGUGCAGCAUGGGGCUAAAAUGACUGUAUUUGAUUUCAACUCUGUAGGUGAGCGGAGUUUGCUGGGAAGUUUCGCAGAUCUUUUUUGUGGUACCAUGCAGCUGCAGCAGGGUAGGACUGACUCCUGUCCUCACAGCACUGGUGCUUUAGUAGGCGUGGUCUGUGGAGCCAAGAGUUGGCAUUCUACAAGUCCAUGUGCCUCCAUCGCUAAGGAGGCAGUGCUGGACAGCAUGAUUUACUGUAGUACUGGAGUAAGGGGCAGCCCUCUGGCACUCAUGUUCUGGAGAAAAGGAACAGGCUGGGCUCCAUUGAGAGAAAGCAUGAGACUCCCUGCCCCUUGUUGGUGCCUGCUGGCCAGAUACUGGCACGCAGAAGGGUGAUCCAGCAGCAGGAAAACAGAGCAAAUAAAAGACAAGGCAACCUCUGACAUUCUAAGCAGGACAGUAAAUAGGAAACAAACUUAGUUGAAAGACUUAGAGUAUGCAGCCUGUGGCACUAGGAAGGACAGAGGAACUGAGAGAUGAGGGACCAACCAGAACAGGAAGUCCAAUAAUCAGCUGCUACAACUGGUUUCCAGAUGUGGAAACUUAGGCUGGGAUAGGUAAGUGGAUUAUGUGGGGCCACCUAGUUUACCAUAGCUUUAGAGGUGAUAUCUGAGUUACCACUUUGUGCCAUGUUCAAAUGGAAAAUUUAAGACUGAGCUUUCAGCCUGGCAGUGGUGGUGCACACCUUUAAUUCUAGCACUUGGGAGGCAGAGGCAGGCAGAUCUCAGAAUUUGAGACCAGCUUGGUCUAAAGAUUGAGUUGAAAACCCUGUCUCGAAAAAUGAAACAAAACAAAAGGGAUGUGCUUUCAUGCUGGGUGCCCUCCAGUAGCUUAGGGAUACCCAUCUCACACUGGGAGACUGUCCAGUGCAGUGAGCUCUCCUUGAAAGAACAACCUAAGAUGCUUACUGCAAGUCUUUGGCCAUGGAGAGGGCAGACAAUGAGGAGACCAGUCCAGUCACCUCUUCCUGACUGAUACAGCUUUAAAUUGAGAAGCACAGGAAGCCUGGAGACAGUUGGAGAUGUCUGAGAAUUCUGUGGGGUGAGAAGCAAGGGAUGAAGGAAAACCUCCUAGAAAUAGCAGUUACAGCAGCUGUAAGCCGUGACCAGACUCAGUUUAUAUCAUCAAGUAACAGACCUAACCUUGUCAGGCAGCCACCAGCAGAGGAGGACAAAAGCCAAGACCAGGCCAAGGUGGCUGCAGAGAGCAGCCCACAGGGGUACUUUGUUUGCUAGAGGUGGUCUUGGUGUUGAAUAGGCUAAUAAUAAUAGUAGUCCAACUCAGACCCUGAGGUCUGGCUCCAAAUCCAGAUCCUCAGACACUGAAGGCAAUUUUGAAGGAGUGAACAUACAGAAUUUAGAAAUGACACUGGUACUUAAGUAACCUGGGUUACAAUGAGCUCUGUCUGACAGGUACAUCACCCGUGUGCUAACUAGGUGAGCUUUGAGAGAACUGGAGGUAUUCUUAGGUUAUAGAGCUGGGAAAUAGGCAUAUCCCUGUGUGCGGUAGGGCAGGAAUUCAGAGCCAGAUGUGGAGAUAUCAAACUAAAUCUCUACCACCUACCUCUGUUCUCAGAGAAGUAAGAGGUAGUGCCAUGUACUUCUAGGAGGACAGGUCCUUAUUGUCCAUGGGACCUGUUGGGCAUGUGGGCUACCAGUCUCUAUCACUUGUACAGUGGGUGAGAGCAGAUGACUGUCCAGUGAGUGUCUAGCCUUGCUUCCAGGGGCUGCCUUCUAAGUAGCUCCAGUUCAUGCCUACCCUGCUCAUGCUCACUGCAUGUUAGUGUGCUCUUGCUCUGCACAGCACUUCCCAGAUGCUUUGGACACUUGAUGGUUGAGUUGGUACAGUGAAGAGAGGCCAGGCAGGGUACCACAGCAGAGUCACCGCAUCUUGUUCCCACAGGUGUUCCUGUGGGCUUUCUAGAACAUAGUACGCUUUAUCCUUUGUCCCUUCUUAAGACGCCUUUAGAUAAGUAUUUUCCAGCAAACCUAUGGAUGUGAUAGACUAUGGCAGUAUAGGUAGAAAUGGAAAUGAAAUUUCUUAGUUUUAAAUGAACUCUAGAAUACUUGCCAGCAUAUGAUAGUAUGACGGAUGACUUUAUGCUUCUCAGUUUGCUAUUAGGAUACCGUGAUGACCUAAUGAUUAUUAAAAAUAAUAACUAGAGUAGGUUCAGUCUCCAGUACUGUUUUUUUAAAAAAUGUGUGUGGUAUUGGUGGUAUGUGUUUCUCUUGUGUGUGGGGGGGGGAGGGGGGGUGCAUACACACAUGCAGGUAAAAAAAAAACACAUUAGCUAAGGAAAGAAAACAGAAACCUGAUCAGUAAAGCUUGAUUUACACAAAGGAAGGAGUAAAGCACUGUUUCUUAAUGCUGCUUGUAUUUGAAAACAUAGGCAUUUUUAUAUAUAAAGAUAUAUACAUAUGGACAUAUACAUAUGCUCUUUGAAUGAAUGAUAAUAUAUUGUUUAUUGUUUGUAUAUAUAUUGCUUUUAUAUGUACUAGUUGUGUGUCUGUGUAGUUUAUACUAACUAAAAGAUAAUAUGAGUACCCUGCUCACAGGUUGUCAUGGCCAUUCUGCAGGCCUGAAAAAUAGUAGCCUAUUUUAGAGGUUGGAAGGAGUUUGGUAAGCAGUCCCCAGAGGUUCCAUGUUCUGCACUGGAGAUAGCCCCAGGUUUGCAAGCAGUGACAUAGGCUUGUUGUACAAGACAGCGUGUGGCGUGUCAGCUGACACCCGUGUUAGUUUCUGUAUCCUGGAGAAGUGGAUUAUAAUUGCGGGCCUCAUUACACCUUGACCGUUAUGAGCUCUGGGAUCGAGACUUUAGUAGAAGAGCUCUGCUGCAGACUGAAAGACCUACAGAGCGAGCAAGAAGAGAAGAUUCACAAAAAGUUAGAAGGUUCUCCUUCUCCAGAGGAAGAAUUGUCCCCUACAGCAAAAGAUCAAGUGGAAAUGUAUGUAAGACUCCUCAGUCUGAAGUACUAUGAAGCAUUUCCACCACUGUCUGAGAAACCGGUUUGCCUGCAAGAGAUCAUGACCGUGUGGAACAAGUCCAAACCCUGUUCUUACUCUAGCUCCUCGUCAUCAUCCACAGUCCCACCAGCAAGCACGGAUACAUCUUCUCCAAAGGACUGCAACAGUGAGAGUGAAGCCGUCAGAGAGAGAAGCAGUGUCGCCUCUGUCCCCAUGCAUGAGAAAGCCCAGAGCAGGAGCAGACACGAGAAGGAGAGCAAGCUGAGCAGUAGCACCAUCGAAGAAAAGCCUGCCUUUUACAAAAGGCAGAUCCGACACAAACCUGAAGGGAAGACGCGCCCUCGCUCAUGGUCAUCUGGCUCUAGUGAAGCAGGUUCAAGUUCAAGUGGUAACCAAGGAGAGUUAAAAGCAUCCAUGAAGUAUGUUAAAGUCAGACACAAGGCACGAGAAAUUCGAAACAGAAAAGGGCGGAAUGGGCAAAACAGGCAUUCACUGAAGCAUUGUGGAAAGGCAGAGAGAGGAGUCCAUGCAGGCAGUGGUGGCAGCAGCAGCAGCAGCAGCAAUGGGUCCAUCAGGCAGCUGUGCAAGCGGGGUAAAAGACCAGCAAAGGAGACGGGAAGGAGCGACUCUGGGAACACUGCAGUGAAAGACCUGUAUGUGGACAGCAGAAACAACAAAGAGUACAAGGAAGAGCCCCUGUGGUACACAGAGCCCAUUGCUGAGUAUUUUGUUCCUUUGAGUAGAAAAAGCAAACUAGAGACCACAUACCGAAACAGGGAAGAUACAAGUACUCUGACAGCAGAGGCAGUGGAAGACUUGUCUGACUCUGUGCGUGGUCUGUGUAUCAGUAACAGUAAUAUCCACAGAACAUACCUCGCAGCAGGUACUUUCAUUGAUGGUCAUUUUGUAGAAAUGCCUGCAGUUAUAAACGAGGAUAUUGACCUCGCUGGGACCUCAUUAUGUUCUCUACCAGAGGACAAUAAGUAUCUGGAUGAUAUUCAUCUAUCAGAACUAACACACUUCUAUGAAGUGGAUAUUGAUCAAUCCAUGUUGGAUCCUGGUGCCUCAGAAACAAUGCAAGGAGAAAGUCGGAUUUUGAAUAUGAUUCGACAAAAAAGCAAGGAGAAUACAGAUUUUGAGGCAGAAUGUUGCAUAGUGUUAGAUGGUAUGGAGUUGCAAGGGGAACGUGCAAUAUGGACAGAUUCUACCAGCUCUGUGGGUGCUGAGGGCUUCUUCCUGCAAGACCUUGGCAAUCUGGCUCAGUUUUGGGAGUGUUGUUCAUCUAGUUCUGGUGAUGCUGAUGGAGAGAGUUUUGGAGGAGACUCUCCAGUUAGACUCUCUCCUAUCUUGGACAGCACGAUGCUCAGUUCACACAUACUUGCUGGCAAUCAAGAGCCCUUUUCCAAUAUUAAUGAAGGAUCUGGUAUAAACUCUUGUUUUUCAGUAUUUGAAGUGCAAUGCAGUAAUUCUGUUUUACCAUUUUCUUUUGAAACACUCAACUUGGGAAGUGAACAUGCAGAUUCUAGUGCUAAUAUGCUGGGGAAAACACAGUCUAGAUUGCUCAUAUGGACCAAAAAUAGUGCCUUUGAAGAAAACGAACACUGUUCUAAUCUUUCAACAAGAACUUGUAGUCCGUGGUCCCAUUCGGAAGAAGCACGCUCAGACAAUGAGACACUAAACAUUCAGUUUGAAGAAUCGACACAGUUUACUGCAGAAGAUAUUAAUUAUGUGGUUCCCAGAGUCUCGUCAGAUUUUGUAGAUGAAGAGCUUCUAGAUUUUUUGCAGGAUGAAACUUGCCAGCAAAACAGUAGAACUUUAGGAGAAAUUCCUACAUUAGUUUUCAAAAAACGAUCUAAGCUAGAAUCUGUGUGUGGUAUUCAGCUAGAACAAAAGGCAGAAAGCAAGAACUUUGAAACUACACAUGCAUGUAGUGAAAGCAGUCCACAUGGAGAUGGCUACAGCUCAGGGGUUAUUAAAGACAUUUGGACAAAGAUGGUAGGUAGGAGUUCUGUGGCUGCAGUAGAGACAGAAAGAACUGGGGAGGAAUUGUUUUCCACAGAUGUAAAUAACUACUGCUGCUGUUUGGAUACUGAGGCGAAGAUGGAAGCCCUUCAAGAGCCUAGUAGGGCUGUGCAGAGAUCAGAGUAUCAUCUCUGGGAGGGACAGAAGGAGAACAUGGAGAAGAGAGCAUUUGUCUCUAGUGAGCUGUCCAAGGUGGAUGGUGGCGAUUACACCACACCCUCUAAACCUUGGGAUGUGGCCCAAGAUAAGGAGAACACAUUCAUUCUUGGAGGAGUUUAUGGAGAGCUCAAAACAUUCAACAGUGAUGGGGAGUGGGCAGUUGUACCACCUGGUCACACAAAAGGGAGCUUGCUACAGUGUGCAGCCUCUGAUGUGGUGACAAUCGCCGGUACAGAUGUCUUUAUGACCCCUGGAAACAGCUUUGCUCCUGGUCACAGGCAGCUCUGGAAGCCCUUUGUGUCAUUUGAACAGAGUGACAUGCCGAAGAGCGGGGAAAAUGGAGUAAACAAGGGGUUUUCUUUUAUCUUCCAUGAAGACUUGCUAGGAGCCUGCAGUAACUUUCAAGUUGAAGAUCCUGGCCUUGAAUACUCACUCUCUUCCUUUGACCUAAGCAACCCCUUCUCACAAGUUCUCCACGUAGAGUGUUCAUUUGAACCAGAAGGGAUUGCAUCUUUUAGCCCCAGUUUCAAGCCGAAAUCAAUCCUCUGCUCUGAUUCAGACAGUGAGGUUUUUCACCCCAGAAUAUGUGGUGUCGAAAGGACACAGUACAGGGCUAUUCGAAUCUCUCCCCGGACUCACUUUCGCCCGAUUUCUGCAUCUGAACUAUCCCCUGGAGGAGGAAGUGAGUCAGAAUUCGAAUCUGAAAAAGAUGAAGCGAGUGUUCCCAUUCCUUCCCAAGUUGAUGUAUUUGAAGACCCACAAGCAGAUCUCAAACCUUUAGAGGAAGAUGCAGAGAAAGAAGGUCACUACUAUGGAAAGUUAGAGCUUGAGUCUGGGAAGUUCCUGCCCAGGUUAAAAAAAUCUGGAAUGGAGAAGAGUGCUCAGACAUCACUGGAUUCCCAGGAGGAGGCAACUGGGAUUCUGCCGAAACAAAAUCAGUGUUUGGAAUGUAACUUUAACGAAUCUCUAGAAAUUAAUUUAGAAAGCUCAGCAGCAAACUGUAAAAUAAUGACACAAUGUGAGGAAGAGAUGAGUGAGUUUUGCAGUUGCAAAGCAGGUUGUCAGUUCCCUGCUUGUGAAGAUAAUCCAGUUUCUUCAGGACAAUUGGAAGAGAUUGGGAAGAAAGAAAAUGAGGAAAGAAGCAAGAUUCUACCUACUACUACCAUAUUCCUUCGCUUUCUAUUUCCUGUACUGAACACUGAUGUGCAAGAAGUAACAAGAAAUCAAGAAAAGCAGAGCUGGUGGGAAAAAGCUUUGUACUCUCCCCUUUUCCCCACGUCAGAGUGUGAAGAAUGUUAUACAAAUGCCAAGGGAGAGAAUGGUAUAGAAGAAUGUCCAGAUGCUAAAGAGACACCCAGUCGUGAAGAGCGUCUGUUAGAUUUUAAUAGGGUGUCUUCUGUUUAUGAAGCAAGAUGCACAGGAGAGAGAGGUUCUGAGACAAAACCAAAUGGCCUCCACAGGAAGAUGUGUUCCAGUGCCAGCUCUGACACGGGCGACACAGGCUCCGAAGCCGGCGGAGAGUGGGUGGGCCCCAGCAGAGAGGAGCUCUUCUCCCGAACACAUCUCUGACCCUGCAGAGUAGUACCAGUCAUUGAAAAUGGCUGUGAUGGGCAAUUGCCUUGUGUGAGGCCUGUUAGUCUAAAGCAGCAACUUAGGUUUCUUCUUCAAUUAACUGAUCCACAUCAGUGAUUACCUUUCUCUUCUUGCUUAUUUUAGCGUUGAGGACGGCUGUCCUGUUGAAGAUUUGUUUCCAAGCUGUUAAGUUCUUGCUCUCUGAAGUAGACUAGACUGUGCUGUCCAUGAGGAAUGGGUGUGCAUGUGCUUGUCCUAGUGCGUCCCGCUUCUGCAUCGCAGCUGCAGGCCUCCCUCUGGCGGCUGUGUCGCCAUCACCUUGUCAGCACCGUGGCGACAACCGCCACCGUCCAGAGACUCUAGCUCUGUUCUCUGAGCCAGGAGAUCAGUCCUCCCCUGCAGUGGGUCAGGGCCUUGCUGAAGGAGGAGGGAAGCAUGGUGACUCAUCUGCAGGCUCAUUCAGAAGAUCUCAUGGACAUUGCUGUAGGAACACAAGGGUGUGCUUUAGAGACUUACAGAAUACUGUGCUUUCUCUUAGGAUUCCCCUAAAGUACCAUGGAAGUUACUGUGGCUUGUGACUUUCUUGCUAGCUGAAGAAGCCAAGGAUUUGAGGCCUGGGUUAGAUGGGUGAGUUCUGCUACUGCAGUGUGUCCAUAGCAGGCAUAGUGGGGUUCUCUGAGCUGCCUCUCCAGUGCAUAGUUGAGGACCUUACUUGUAAAUUGUUAUCUGGUGACGACACUGAACUUAAUUCUCCAAGUGAACUUCAAAACAUUGGACAUGCAGUGAGGCCACCUCUUACCCCAAAGAAAUCUUUGGCUGCUGCAGCUAGCUGCUCUCGUGGCUGUGAUGUAGUGUAGCUUGUAUCUCAUUUUGUGUUUGAGAGAAUGCUCUGGGCAAGUUCUGCUUGUGGGCUGGGGUUGGUAGAGGAACUUCCCACACACUUCCCUGUGUGAUUGCUGUUCUGAUUAUCGACUCGUGGGACUUGGUGCAGCAGGCAGGCAGCAGGCCUCACACAGUUGCAUCUAAGCGUGCUGAUCACCUCGGAUCUCUCUCGCAGCACUGCCACAGGUGCUAGUAGGGCCAAUUGUGUAAAACCUAAACAUCCAAAAUGAUUUUUCUCUUUUAACUAACUUGUUGUUUUUAAAAACACCUUGUCUGUGACAUGAGCUCAGCAUGUCCAGAACAUCAGGAGUAGCGGAGAGGUCUUAAGUAGUUGAACUGGCCUCACCAGCAAGUGGGACGGCACUGGGCAUGCGUGUGGCUUCUUAGCUGGGAGUGGAGCUGCCCCUCGGGCCUUGCUGGUAGUACUUGAGUUUGUUGCCUGUUUCUCAGGAACACAGGAAACACCGUGGAGCCUGUGCAGGCACUGUCGUUCUGGCUUGCUGGCUGGGGCCUCUUGCCAUCUUAGGGUCUGUUUCAUACAGCACAUCCUGACACUGACAGUGGUGCGUGUGCGUGUGUGCAUGUAGAAGGGUUCAUGUUGCUCUUAUUUAUUUACAGGUAUCAGAUACAUUUUAUGUAUUUUUUUCUUCUGGAGCUUCCUAAAAUCUGAUUAACAUCUGCACUGAAAUAUAACCUAUCAUCAAAGGCAAAAAGGAUUGGAAGUUGUAAAUUCCUAAAAUCAAUGCCAUCAAGAUUACCCUAGAAAUUGUUGCUAUGACCAAAUGGAUUUCAUACUCAGCCAUGAGCUUGGGUGACCUGGACAGCCAAUGUUUAUCAGGAAAAGGCUCCAGGUGGCAAAGAAGCCUCCCUCCUCAGCUGUGGUUGUGGGGAGAGGCCCCCCACAGGGGAUACGGUGGGUCAUCAAAGGCAAAGGGAUGACUAGAUUCUGUAUUUGGUUUCUUUUGUAGUAAGUGGCUGAAGCUCAGAGGCUUUGGUACAGAAUUAAAGUGUGGUUUUAGUUUCUUGAAUGGAUGAUCACAAAAAAAGCAUUAAAAAAAGUUGGCAAACGCUGAAGCGCACUGUGGUAUGAAGCGCGUUGCACAUCCGUAGCACUGAAGUAUCAGCUCCGUUCCUGGGCUGAUUUUCCCCCCGUGGUUGUAUUGUUCUGAUUUCACGUACACCAGAGUAACUGAUUUUUUUUUUGUUUUGUUUUGUUUUCUUGUGGAGUUAACACCAAAUAAAAAUUUCAAAAAAUG
Molecule: messenger RNA, 10274 nt
Organism: Mus musculus (house mouse)
Lineage: Eukaryota; Metazoa; Chordata; Mammalia; Rodentia; Muridae
Gene: D5Ertd579e
Product: DNA segment, Chr 5, ERATO Doi 579, expressed
Exons: 8
Coding region: 4213-8133 (1306 amino acids)
Source: RefSeq, a predicted model, not a curated record